AAAACCCUCCCACCCCCAAUUUCCAUCCCGCUGGCUAUUCUCGUCGGAAUGGACGUAACGGCAGCAGUCCAUUCCGCGCUAAACCCUCUACCUGCUUCUCUGUCCGAGUCCCACCUCCUACUCUCGAGGCCACGGCCAUUCCCUUCCCUCUCAAACCCCAGCCGAAGGCGUCGCAGCAGGGGAAGAGGUCCCCUCCGCGCUUUUUCCGCUUCGGGAACGGGAGAUGGGCCGACGUUUUCGUGGAAGGACGUCUCCGAAUCCAUCCGCCGCGGCUCCGAACGUUUCCGGUCCAGAUUUGGCGGCUAUCUCCGGGAGGAAACAGGGUUCGAUUUCGAGGAGGCGAGCCUCAAGGCUGGUGGGUUGCUUGUCCGUUUCCGGGAUGCCGCCGCAAAGGGCUAUGCAGCGGUGGAUCGCUUCAGGUUGGAAAUCCUCCCGCAAUUUAUCGAGUGGAAUAAGUGGGAAAACUGGCAGUCGAUUCAUAACUACUGGCACACGAGCCCUCUUCGCAGCAGGGGGAGUUGCAUGAGGAACUUAGGGGGAUACUUUAAAAUUAACUUUGUUUAGCAGAAAUUUAGAGGCCUUUGUUGAUCGAUGGUGGGGCUUGUCUACUGUGCCCAAGGCCAGCAAUCACGACAUAAACAAACUUAAUGAUGGGUUGGCAAAGCCUUUAGUAAGAAUUUUUAUCAUCCGUGCCAUACCUCGUUUUCUUCUUUUCCAAACAAUUUGGCGCCAAACUAUUUGGCCCUUAGAUUAAUUAUGUGAUUGUCCUAUAAUCCUAUGUAAAAAAUAUUCUGUAUUUUUGGUGGAAGAUUUGUUUGAUUGUAUAAUGCAAUUGUACUUAUUGCUUUUGUUUCUCUUGCUUUGAGUUUGCCUUCUAAAUUAGCUGUUCUUCCUUUAUGACAUUGUGCUCCACUGAAGAGGAUUUGGGUCCAAAAUUUUUCUUCAUAAAAUGUGAUGCCCCACUUCCUAGGAGGUCACCCAUUCUAGAACUACUCUAGUCCUAGCACACUUAAUCCUCUUAACCUUUUGGCCUUAGCCACCACCUACAAUGCUAUAGUCGGGUUAAGAGGUUUAGUCCUACUAUACUUUAUUUAUAGGACUAUUCCAAACAUAGAGGUGUCACACUCUCCCCUACUUAAAGCUUUGACGUCCUCGUCAGACGCACACUCACAAGUACCAAGCAAUGUGAGAGUCAUCUUGAUAGCCUUAGCUGACCUCGUGGGGACCCGUGCUCCACCUAAUGAUCGUCGGCUUGGGAGCCGCGCCGUGCCCGUGUAUGACCUUAUUCAGCCGAGACUCGUAUCACAUUUUCUGUUAGUGACAAGGAUUAAAGCGCCCAUUGGCAUGGGCCGUAUCUACUGUGCCGUAUCGUGCCAGCAAGAUAUCGACACGAUAUAGCCCUGUGCCGAUGGCAUAAU
Molecule: messenger RNA, 1418 nt
Organism: Ananas comosus (pineapple)
Lineage: Eukaryota; Viridiplantae; Streptophyta; Magnoliopsida; Poales; Bromeliaceae
Product: ATP-dependent zinc metalloprotease FTSH 12, chloroplastic-like
Exons: 2
Coding region: 49-564 (171 amino acids)
Source: RefSeq, a predicted model, not a curated record